CCUUCCACCUUCCAUAAUCUCAGUCUCCGCCUUUCUCCUCCCCACAAACCCUAAAUCUUGCAGGCACUAAAUUUGCUAAUGGCUUCCAACACUUUGAUGAGCUGUGGCAUCGCCACUGCUGCCUUCCCUUCAGUCCUCUCAUCCUCCAAGUCUAAAUUUGCGACCAGCGCAGUCCAGCUCCCAGGUAUUGGUGCCAAUGCCCCCUCCAGGUUCUCCAUGUCCGCCGAGUGGAUGCCCGGCGAGCCCCGCCCUCCUUACCUCGACGGCUCCGCCCCCGGUGACUUUGGAUUUGACCCACUUCGGCUAGGAGAAGUGCCCGAGAACUUGGAGAGGUUCAAGGAGUCCGAGCUCAUUCACUGCAGAUGGGCAAUGCUUGCUGUUCCAGGGAUUCUAGUACCAGAGGCUUUGGGAUUGGGCAACUGGGUAAAAGCACAGGAGUGGGCUGCCGUUCCAGGAGGCCAAGCCACCUACUUAGGCAAUCCAGUUCCAUGGGGCACUUUGCCUACAAUUUUGGUCAUCGAAUUCCUUUCCAUUGCCUUUGUAGAACACCAACGCAGCAUGGAGAAGGACCCUGAGAAGAAGAAGUACCCUGGUGGCGCUUUUGACCCCUUGGGCUACUCCAAGGACCCCAAGAAGUUCGAGGAAUACAAGGUCAAAGAGGUCAAAAAUGGCCGGCUUGCGUUGUUGGCUUUCGUCGGGUUUGUUGUUCAGCAAUCGGCGUACCCUGGCACCGGACCGUUGGAGAACUUGGCUACUCACUUGGCUGAUCCAUGGCACAACAACAUUGGGGAUGUCAUCAUCCCCAAAGGGAUUUUUCCUUGAAUAAUUCGUGCAGUAUUGAUUUCACACCCACUGUAAAGUUUAAAAUUCCAUGUAACCAUCUUCGAUGAAUCCGAACUUCUUGUCAUGUGUGAGUGAGUUUAAAAGCAAACAUUUACCAUCACCUUCAUAUUUUAGUAUUGAUAAAGAACUGUACUUAAAGAUCAUGCUUGAAUAUAUCAGUUAGUUCUUCUCAAUUA
Pyrus x bretschneideri (Chinese white pear) is the source of this 1019-nucleotide messenger RNA. Its product is annotated as chlorophyll a-b binding protein 6, chloroplastic. Gene Ontology annotation, biological process: response to light stimulus; photosynthesis, light harvesting in photosystem I. The record is from RefSeq and is a predicted model, not a curated record. The transcript has 4 exons. Gene Ontology annotation, cellular component: membrane. NCBI's taxonomy places the organism in Eukaryota, Viridiplantae, Streptophyta, Magnoliopsida, Rosales, Rosaceae. The coding region runs from base 79 to 822 and encodes 247 amino acids.